Perognathus longimembris pacificus (Pacific pocket mouse) is the source of this 1668-nucleotide messenger RNA. RefSeq names its product shisa family member 6 (gene Shisa6). The transcript has 6 exons. Bases 1 to 1668 code for a protein of 555 amino acids. Lineage: Eukaryota; Metazoa; Chordata; Mammalia; Rodentia; Heteromyidae. The record is from RefSeq and is a predicted model, not a curated record. Gene Ontology annotation, biological process: regulation of AMPA receptor activity; regulation of short-term neuronal synaptic plasticity. Gene Ontology annotation, cellular component: dendritic spine membrane; AMPA glutamate receptor complex; postsynaptic membrane.
AUGGCGCUGCGGCGCCGCCUCCUGCUGCUACUGCUGCUGAUCUCGCUCGAGUCCCUAGACCUUCUGCCCGGCGCUAACGCCGCCCGCGGCCGCGCUGCCAACCGGACCCUGAGCGCAGGCACCGCUGCCGUCGGGGGUCGGCGGCCCGGGGGCGCCUUGGCCCGAGGUGGCCGCCAGUUGAAUGGCACCGCCCGUGUGUCCGGUGUCCCGGAGGCGGGGAGCCGGCGGGGUCAGUCCGCGGCGGAGGCGGCGGCGGCGGCGGCGGCCAGUACGACCGUCACCUACGAGACGUGCUGGGGCUACUACGACGUGAGCGGCCAGUACGACAAGGAGUUCGAGUGCAACAACAGCGAGAGCGGCUACCUGUACUGCUGCGGUACCUGCUACUACCGCUUCUGCUGCAAAAAACGCCACGAGAAGCUGGACCAGCGCCAGUGCACCAACUACCAGAGCCCCGUGUGGGUACAGACGCCCAGCACCAAGGUGGUGUCGCCUGGGCCCGAGAACAAGUACGAUCCGGAGAAGGACAAGACCAACUUCACCGUCUACAUCACCUGCGGGGUGAUCGCCUUCGUCAUCGUGGCCGGUGUCUUCGCCAAGGUCUCCUAUGACAAGGCCCACCGACCUCCACGGGAGAUGAACAUCCACAGGGCUCUGGCUGACAUCUUAAGACAGCAGGGACCAAUCCCCAUAGCACACUGUGAAAGAGAAACAAUUUCGGCUAUCAAUACUUCUCCCAAAGAGAACACUCCAGUCAGAUCGACCACCAAAAACCAAUAUACCCCAGUGCGAACAGCUAAGCAGACACCAGGGCAUUAUGGGAAGGAGGCUUACCGAAGUGGAGGACCAGAUCUCCAUAACUUCAUCUCAUCUGGAUUUGUCACAUUAGGAAGAGGACACACGAAGGGUGAUCAUCAGUAUAAGCAUCCGAUUUUAAGCAGUGCUACCCAGACCCCUACACACGAGAAACCACGGAUGAACAACAUCCUGACAUCAGCUACAGAGCCCUACGAUCUCUCCUUCUCCCGCUCAUUCCAGAACUUGGCCCACCUGCCCCCAUCAUAUGAGUCUGCAGUAAAGACCAACCCAAGCAAGUACUCGUCUCUGAAGAGGCUCACCGACAAGGAGGCAGAUGAGUAUUACAUGAGGCGGAGGCACCUGCCAGACCUGGCCGCCAGGGGCACGCUCCCCCUCAAUGUCAUUCAGAUGUCACAGCAAAAGCCACUGCCCCGGGAGCGACCCCGCCGGCCCAUCCGGGCCAUGUCCCAGGACAGAGUCCUGUCUCCAGAACGGGGUCUGCCAGAUGAGUUCGGCAUGCCGUAUGACCGCAUCCUGUCCGAUGAGCAGCUGCUCUCCACGGAGCGCCUGCACUCCCAGGACCCACUGCUGUCCCCUGAGCGGACAGCCUUCCCUGAGCAGUCGCUGUCGCGGGCCAUCUCACACACAGACGUCUUUGUGUCCACACCAGUGCUGGACCGCUACCGCAUGACCAAGAUGCACUCCCAUCCCAGUGCCUCCAAUAACUCCUAUGCCACCCUGGGCCAGAGCCAGACAGCAGCCAAGCGCCAUGCCUUUGCCUCACGCAGACACAACACGGUAGAGCAGCUGCACUACAUCCCAGGUCACCAUACCUGCUACACAGCCAGCAAGACCGAAGUGACUGUGUGA